This is a messenger RNA of Eufriesea mexicana, 1178 nucleotides long. Its product is annotated as transmembrane protein 53. The transcript has 5 exons. The coding region runs from base 76 to 1122 and encodes 348 amino acids. NCBI's taxonomy places the organism in Eukaryota, Metazoa, Arthropoda, Insecta, Hymenoptera, Apidae. The record is from RefSeq and is a predicted model, not a curated record.
CUGCUGGCAACUUCCUUUUCUCUCUUUUCAAGCCUCCCCUCUCGUCCCGUUCGUUUGCAACACCCCUCGAUCCCAAUGUUUCUUUCACUCCCUCUUUCUCUCGCAUCCUCACGAGGAGGAGGACGAGAAGCAGGAAAGAUGAGCGAUCAAGAGGAUCUCGAUUACUACAUCAAGUUCCCGUCGUUUCCACCAUCCCCGAAGGAUCCAACGUUAACCACCGGUAGCCAGGAUCAGCGUGAAGAAUUCGUGUUUGUCUACAAAGAAAACAAGCGACCGGUAAUAGUACUACUUGGAUGGGCCGGUUGUCAGGACAAAUAUCUGGCCAAGUACAGUGCAAUUUACGAGGAAAAGAGCUGCAUCACGCUACGAUACACAGCGCCGGUGGAAUGCUUAUUUUGGCGAAGAGACAAAAUGCUUUAUAUCGGCAAACGAUUGAUCCAGGUGAUCACUGACAAGAGUUUAGAUCAACACCCAAUAUUCUUUCAUGUCUUCAGUAAUGGUGGCGCGUUUCUAUACCAACAUGUGAGCCUUGCCAUGCAACAAGCAAACACACCGCUUGAGGUCAAAGGAGUAAUAUUUGAUAGUGCACCAGGAGAAAGGAGAUUAACCGAAGCUCUUUUCAAAGCAAUCAGUGCGAUCAUCGGGGGUCAUCCACUUACAAAUAUACCGAUGUCCUUCUUCAUUACAAUUUUCCUCUCUAUACUUUGGUUCUUAGAGGUCAUCGCUCACGCUCUCGGCCGUGGUUAUCCAGUGCAAACGAAUCCAAUCGGUCUUGCUGAAGAAUCUUAUUCUUGGCCCCAAUUGUUUCUUUACUCUAAUGCUGACACUUUAAUUCCGGCAUCGGAUGUUGAAAAGUUCGCGAGCCGACGUGCAGAACGCGGUGUUCGAGUACAGCUGGUGCUUUUCACAAAUUCUCCUCAUGUUAAACAUUAUGCUACGUAUCGUGACGCCUACGUAAAUACAGUUUGUAGUUUUAUUCAUGAAUGCCUGACGUCACAAAAUUCUGAAUGCUUGGAAUUAUCACAAAGUCACGAUGUAGAGAAUAAUUCACAAAACUAUGUCACUUUACCGAAUCUUACCAAGAGAGUUAUACUACCUCAGGAGGCCACUAAGUUAAAUUAGAAAGAAAGGAGAGAGAAAGAGAGAAAGAGAGAGAGAGAGAGAGAGAGAGAGAGAGA